AUGUCAUACUUUGCAAAAACAGAUUUGUCACAUCUCUUAUCUUCCUCUCUUCUGUCUUCUGGAGGACCAACCGAAAGGAAAAGAAUUCCAGAGAAGCGUAGGCACUCCUGCGAUUAUGAGCAUGCUGGAUUUUGCAAAACUGAUUGUCCUUCAAAACAUUCUUCAAAAGGAAUAAUCUGCAGAAAUUCAUUGAUUGGAGGAUGUUCAGAUAAUAAGUGUCGUUACCAACAUCCACAUCCAAGGAGAGUUGAGAAAACUCUCCAAAGCAUCUAUGUUAACAAGGGUCUUGAUUCAGAUGAUGAUCAGAAAAAGUUCCUCAAGAGGCACGUUGUUAAAUGUCCAAUUCAUAUGGCAAAGGAUGUUUGCUCUGAUCCUUUGUGCAAUGAUUCAAAGUGUAACAAGCAACAUUUUGUUGAUACAAGUGUUACUGGAAUACAAGCUUUUGACUUGCAAAAAACAUUGAACGGGAAUACAUCAAAACUUGUGGAUUGUCCUCCUUCCAGUUUCGAAUAUGAAUUGCUCAUCAGUACAUGGAAGGAAAAGAGAGGUCAGAGUCAAAUUGUCAAAGUUGAGAAGGUGAUCAAUCCUUCAUUGGAAGCUGUCAUUGAAAGGAGAAAGGCAGAGUUAUUGCAACAAUGGCAAGAAAUUGAUUUCCUUUUCCAUGGAACCUCAGAAGCAACCAUUCAAUUGAUCCUUGCCAAUGGUUUUGAUGCUACAAAGAACACAAGGGCUGCUUGGGGGCCUGGAAUUUACUUUGCAUUCGAUCCAAACACUGCAAUUGGGUAUUCCAAUGAGAAGGGAAGUAAAAAGCUGAUUGUGUGCAAGGCCUUCCUUGCAAAAGAUGCUUCAGAUCACAAAUUUGUUGCUCAAAAUACUUGGUUUGUUGUUCAGAAUACCAGUGGUCUGCAACCAAUGUAUGUUCUCACUUUGGCCUAA
This is a messenger RNA of Naegleria gruberi, 936 nucleotides long. RefSeq lists its product as uncharacterized. Lineage: Eukaryota; Heterolobosea; Eutetramitea; Acrasida; Naegleriidae. The transcript has a single exon. The record is from RefSeq and is a predicted model, not a curated record. The coding region runs from base 1 to 936 and encodes 311 amino acids. Gene Ontology annotation, molecular function: NAD+ poly-ADP-ribosyltransferase activity; metal ion binding.